This is a messenger RNA of Uncinocarpus reesii 1704, 1788 nucleotides long. RefSeq lists its product as uncharacterized. NCBI's taxonomy places the organism in Eukaryota, Fungi, Ascomycota, Eurotiomycetes, Onygenales, Onygenaceae. Bases 1 to 1788 code for a protein of 595 amino acids. The transcript is spliced from 4 exons. The record is from RefSeq and is a predicted model, not a curated record.
AUGGAUCAAGGACAUGUAGAGACCCGAAUCGACGAUUCCUUCAAACAAAAAUCGUUCCAACAACGGUGGUUCGGCAGCCGGAGCUUUGUUCUACGGGGAUUCACAUUUCUGGCCACGGUCGUCCUCUUCUUCAACAUCGGGUGGCUUGGGGAGUUGGCUCCAUAUUGGCGUCAUUGGAUUCCGAAAUUUUCGGCAUAUUUCGCUGAGGAAGACGGUCAUCUGCAUCGUCCUCGCGAGCAGUUCUUUGCCCUUUCAUCUGCUGUCAUUUCAGUCAACGAAUACAGCUGGGCUGUCGUCACCCCUGACUUCAUAACUGGCGCCGCCUUCAAUUUGACCACCGCUGCGGGGACGCGUUAUCGUCCCAGUGAUAAAGUGCUCGCAAGGUACCAACGUUUUCAAAAAGAGGUAGAUACAUAUGAGCGCCUUGAAAAUGAGCAGUGUAUUCGUGCGUAUAGCAGUGGGUUUCAGACCACGCGGCGGGACGUGGCACUUGUAUCCCACGAGCGCAAUAUUACCACAUCCAUCCUUGCCUUCGGUUAUACUGCCCCUGGCUCGGAAUAUACCAACGGUUGGAUUUGCUCAGCCGAGAAAUACUGCAACACGAGGUCCAUCUCGUCAACAGACUGGGAGGUCUUCGGCAAGAGCAUUGAUCAUUGCUUGAGCAAAAAGGCUACAGAAAUUUGCUCAGUGCAAUUUAGUUUCAAGAUCAUGAAGGUGUUGAUCGCCUUCAAUGUUCUCAAAAUCGUGGCAAUGUUGUAUAUUCUCUUCAGAUUCAAGGCUGAGGAGCUUAUUACAACGGUGGGGGAUGCUGCAAUGUCAUUUUUGCAGAUCGAAGACCAAACAACACACCAUAUGUGCCUUGCCAAUAAGCGACACCUCUAUCGCUUCUGGAGCUGGCGGAGAGACCCACAACCCUAUACAUCCAGCCCCGGAAGAUGGCAUCGAGCAGUGUCAAAGACGCGUUGGGUAGCGUUUUCUCUAUUUUUCAUUUUGUGCCUCGCGGUGGUAGUGCUUGGCUUCGCUAUGGGCUUCAUCUUCCUACGGGAAAAGAACCCGUCUAUAAUGGAGUCCGGUAUCCGUGGAUUGUGGGAUAUGGGCUUUGGCAUCGUCAAUGAGACAGCCCUGAUUUACAUCUCCAGUGAAUCGUUAAUCAAAACAGCGAUAACGGCCAACGUGGCUCAAGUCUGCUUAGCGGUUAUUUGGACAUGGUACAACGGCAUAAUCUGCUCCAUGUUUAUCUCGGCGGACUGGAGCACAUUUGCAUUUAAGGGACAAACACUGAUGGUAGGUUCACCAACUGGAAGUCAACGAGGCACAUGGCUACUGGGGCUUCCGUUUAAAUUCGGCGUUCCACUCAUGGCGCUUCAUGUCCUUGCACAUUGGAUUGUUUCGCAAUCUGUUUUCCUAGCACAAGCGGAAAUAUUAAGCGAUGUGGGCGAAUUCUUACAGCAGGUAUCGGAUUGCGGAUAUUCGCCAAUAGCAAUAAUUUUCGCCUGCAUAAUAGGGGUGCUCAUCUUUGUCACUCUGCUCGUGUUUGGCCCACGGAGAUUCAAGGCGGGAAGCCCCCCAAUAGUCUCAACAUGCAGUGCAGCUAUUAGUGCAGCUUGUCACCCCGGCACUGUACUUGAUGAAAAGGCAGGCUACGAAAAGUUGCGGUGGGCUGAUGUCGGUCCGGGCUGGAAUGUCGGCGUGGGCCAUUGCUCCAUCAUUCCAGAUAGAUUUUUUUCACCAACUGGCGAGACUAAUGCAUAUGCCAGACCUCCAUUAGAGGGGCGACUAUAUGCGUAA